This is a messenger RNA of Diaporthe citri, 1455 nucleotides long. RefSeq lists its product as uncharacterized. NCBI's taxonomy places the organism in Eukaryota, Fungi, Ascomycota, Sordariomycetes, Diaporthales, Diaporthaceae. The record is from RefSeq and is a predicted model, not a curated record. Gene Ontology annotation, biological process: proteolysis. Gene Ontology annotation, molecular function: protein binding; aspartic-type endopeptidase activity. The transcript has 5 exons. The coding region runs from base 1 to 1455 and encodes 484 amino acids.
AUGAAUCUGAUAGUGCCGCGAAAGGUGCAAUGCACCCACCGAGUCCCCAGCAACCUGUGGGUCCCACCCGUUCCGAUCCGGAUACCUUCUUUUCCUGGACACCUCCUCCCAACACCCAUCCGCCCUGUGGCUGUCUACGUCAUCGCACUCACAAUGAGGAUCACCCUGAGCAUCAACAACCCGGAGGCCGAGGACCAGGACCUGCUGUCCUUGGACAUCUUCCCCGACAUGACCCUCGAGACUCUGCGAAGCUCCAUCCACGCCGAGACCCGCAUCGAGCCCAACGCCCAGCACCUCUACCACAAUGGACAGCUCAUAAGCGACAACUCCAAAACUAUGGAGCAGCUCCAGAUCGCUGACGGCGAGAUGCUGGCGCUCCACGUCCGGGACAUGCGAGGAAGUACGGGCGUGCCUGCGACCAGGGAGCAGCAGCCGCGCAGAGCGCCAACCGAGCAGGACCCCGAGCUCAUCCGACUUCAGCUGCUGGGUAGCCCCCCUGAGUAUCGCGAGGAGCUUCGUAGGACGCAGCCCCAGCUUGCUCAGGCCCUGGACGACCCAGCGCGGUUUGCGUCGGCCUUCAGAGAUGUGUACGACCGGGAGCGGCGGGAGCGCGCGGACCGGCAGCGCCAGAUCGCGGCGCUGAACGCGGAUCCUUUCGACAUCGAGGCCCAGGAGAAGAUUGCUGAGAUCAUCAGGCAGGAGCAGGUCAUGGAGAAUCUACAGAAUGCAAUGGAACACAACCCAGAAGUUUUUGGCCGGGUGCAUAUGCUCUAUGUCGACAUCGAGGUCAACGGACAUAAGGUCAAGGCCCUGGUAGACUCGGGCGCGCAGGCAACCAUCAUGUCACCACAAUGCGCCGAGGCCUGCAACAUCAUGCGGUUGGUGGACAAGCGGUUUGCCGGCAUUGCUAAGGGUGUGGGUACUGCCACGAUUGUUGGAAGGGUGCACUCGGCCCAGAUCAAGAUUGGGUCUCUGUUCCUGCCCUGCAGCUUCACCGUCAUGGAGGGGAAGAACGUCGAGCUUCUACUGGGCCUCGACAUGCUCAAACGGCACCAGGCAAGCAUCGACCUUGCCAAGGACAAACUCAUCAUCCAGGGUGUCGAGAUACCCUUCCUGGGCGAGGCUGAGAUCCCCAAAGACUUCGAGGAAGCUUUGGAGGAGGAGCCAACAGUAAAGGGGCCCGGUGGCACGACAAUUGGAGGGCGAUCUGGCGCCAUCUCCCAGCCUGGGCCGUCUUCCGGCGGCCCUGGGCCAUCUUCGUCAGCUCCGGCGGCGGCGGCCACCACUUCAGCAGCACCAGCUCCUGCUCCCGCUGCGUCAGGGCAGUCGCGAUUCUCAGAUGAGUCGAUCGAGCGGUUGGUGCAGUUGGGUUUCCCACGUGACGCUGCGAUACGUGCUCUAGAGGCGACUGGUGGCAAUCUCGACUUCGCCGCAAGCCUUCUCUUCCAACAGUAA